CAACAAGAAAAAGAGCACUCUAUCCUACGUCUUCAGGUUGAAGAGGAGAGGCACAAGCGUAUGCUCUUGGAGAAGGAGUUUAAUGCCUUGUUGCAAAAGCAGGAAAUACUUGAGAGAACAGAAGUGCGUGAAAAAGUUGUGCGAACCGAAAAAAUUCAAGUCGAACGAGACCCAGAGGCUGAGAUGGACAUUAUAAGGCUGACGAAAAGCCUUGAAGAAGAGGAAAAGCGGCGUCGUGAACUGGACCAAGAGAUUAUCAACCUAAACUCGAAGCUUUCGGAGAUCGAGUUCACCAAUACAAAAUCAUCCAAAGAACUCGACUACAUUCGCGAUGAAAGCAACGUGUUACAGCAGGAGAACCAGCGCCUACAGAACGAAUUAAGGAAGCUUCACUCCGAAAUCGAGAUCACCACAAAAGAAACCAGACACAUCACUGAGACUUCCCCGGUGGAAAACAGCAGGAACCUGGAAAUUCGAUUGGAAUCCUUGCAAAGAGAACUCUCUGACCUCAAGCGCAUCAGAAUCGAGAAAGACGAAGAAAUCGAAAAGCUUCAGAAGAGUCUGUCUGCAAUGAGAGUGAAGAGGGAGCAGCGAGAAAGUCAUCUCCGCCGCUCAAUUGUCGUCAUCGAUCCAGACACUGGAAAGGAGAUGAGGCCUGAGGAGGCUUACAAGCUUGGCCUAAUCGACUGGAAAAUGUUCGUCAACCUUCAGAGUCAAGAAUGCGACUGGGAGGAGAUCACAGUCAAGGGUCCGAAUGGCGAGUCCUCCGUUCUUCAUGACAGAAAAUCGGGCAAGAAGUUUUCCAUUGAAGACGCUCUGAGGGCUGGA
Molecule: messenger RNA, 828 nt
Organism: Sinocyclocheilus rhinocerous
Lineage: Eukaryota; Metazoa; Chordata; Actinopteri; Cypriniformes; Cyprinidae
Product: periplakin-like
Exons: 1
Biological process (GO): wound healing; intermediate filament cytoskeleton organization
Cellular component (GO): membrane; cytoplasm; cytoskeleton
Molecular function (GO): structural molecule activity; cadherin binding
Source: RefSeq, a predicted model, not a curated record